Molecule: messenger RNA, 9749 nt
Organism: Rana temporaria (common frog)
Lineage: Eukaryota; Metazoa; Chordata; Amphibia; Anura; Ranidae
Gene: ADAMTSL1
Product: ADAMTS like 1
Exons: 29
Coding region: 254-5560 (1768 amino acids)
Biological process (GO): extracellular matrix organization
Cellular component (GO): extracellular matrix
Molecular function (GO): metalloendopeptidase activity
Source: RefSeq, a predicted model, not a curated record
ACUGCUCUUACUUUCACUGGACCCCUGUCUUUGUUAUUCUGCAUGUCUGAUUAGCGGGAGCCUGAUUGGCCGGCUGCCUGCACACAGAGAGAUUCCAUUGAGCCCCCCAUCACACGCCCCUUGGCUCAGGAAAUGUGAGCAGGGCCGGUGUGUGUGUGGAAGCUGAUAGGCAGUGUGAGCCCCAGUGCUGGAUGUGACAGCAGCUCAGUCCUAGCAGAUCAGUCCUAUCAUCCCCACCGGCAAGGAUCCAACUAUGGAAUGCUGCUGCCAUGGGCCACUCACUACCACUCUGCUACUGUCUGUGGCUGCUCUCCUCCUGAGCUCUCGAACAGCUCGUUCCGAAGAAGAUCGUGACACAUUAUGGGACGCUUGGGGAUCAUGGAGUGAAUGUUCAAGGACAUGUGGUGGCGGGGCUUCAUAUUCUUUAAGAAGAUGCCUUAGUAGCAAAAGCUGUGAAGGUCGGAACAUCCGGUACAGAACAUGCAGUAAUGUGGAUUGUCCGGCAGAUUCAGGAGAUUUUCGGGCCCAGCAGUGUUCAGCUCACAAUGAUGUCAAAUACCAAGGACACUAUAGGGAGUGGCUUCCAGUUUAUAAUGAUCCUGAAAACCCAUGUUCUCUAAAGUGCCAAGCAAAGGGGACAUCUCUUGUUGUAGAACUUGCUCCAAAGGUCUUAGAUGGUACUCGAUGUUACACAGAAUCCUUGGAUAUGUGCAUCAGUGGUUUAUGUCAGAUUGUUGGUUGUGACCACCAGCUAGGAAGCACUGCAAAGGAGGAUAACUGUGGAGUUUGCAAUGGAGAAGGGUCCACCUGCCGACUGGUUCGGGGACAAUACAAGUCUCAACUCUCUGCAAAUAAGUUGGAUGAUACAGUGGUUGUUAUUCCAUAUGGCAGUAGACAUAUACGACUGGUGCUUAAAGGACCUGAUCACUUGUACCUGGAAACAAAAACAUUGCAAGGGCUAAAGGGUGAAAACAGUCUCAGCAACACUGGAUCUUUUCUUGUGGACAACACUACUGUUGACUUCCAAAGAUUUCCUGAUAAAGAAAUCCUCAGGAUUGCUGGUCCUCUUUCUGCAGAUUUUUCUGUCAAGGUGCGUUACACUGGUGCUGCAGAUAGUGUUGUACAGUUUAUUUUCUAUCAACCCAUAAUACAUCGCUGGAGAGAAACUGAUUUUUUUCCUUGUUCAGCUUCGUGUGGAGGAGGUUACCAGUUAACAUCAGCAGAAUGUUAUGAUUUGAGGAGUGGCCGUGUAGUGGCAGAUCAGUACUGCCAUUACUAUCCGGAGAAUGUCAAACCCAAACCCAGGCUCCAGGAGUGCAACAUGGACCCAUGCUUAGCCAGUGACGGUUACAAGCAAAUUAUGCCCUAUGAUCUCUAUCACCCCCUUCCCAGAUGGGAAAGUACUCCCUGGACUUCUUGCUCUUCAUCUUGUGGUGGAGGCAUCCAAAGCCGGACAGUCUCCUGUGUGGAGGAGGACAUGCAGGGCCAUAUCAGCUCUGUUGAGGAAUGGAAAUGUAUGUACAAUCCAAAGAUGCCUAUUGUCCAGCCCUGCAAUAUUUUUGAUUGCCCUAAAUGGCUGGCUCAGGAGUGGUCACCGUGUACUGUUACAUGUGGGCAUGGGCUGAGGUACCGUGUGGUUCUCUGCAUCGAUCACAGGGGAAUACACACAGGAGGAUGCAGUCCUAAAACAAAACCUCACAUCAAGGAAGAAUGUACAGUACACAUACCUUGCUACAAGAUCAAAGAAAAACUACCAGUAGAGGCCAAGUUACCAUGGUAUAAACAAGCGCAGGAAUUAGAAGAAACAGCAGCUGUAUCUGAAGAGCCUUCUUUUAUCCCGGAACCAUGGUCUUCAUGUAGUGUUAGCUGUGGAGCUGGUAUUCAACAACGAACAAUAAAGUGCCAGGUGCUUUUGUCAUUUGCUCAAACAGUCGCUGAUCUUCCACUUGAUGAGUGUGAAGGACCAAAGCCUACCAAUCAAAGAACCUGUUACAGUGGACCCUGCAAUGGAGAAGCUGUAGAGUACAGUCCAGAUGAAGAAGAGUUGGAAUAUGGAGAAAUAAAAGAUAUUGAUGAGCUCUAUGACUGGGAGUAUGAGGGCUUCUCUGAGUGCUCAGAGUCCUGCGGAGGAGGUGUUCAAGAAGCUAUAGUUGUAUGCUUGAACAAGCAAACAGGGGUAGCCAUGGGUGAAGGUCUGUGUGUGGUCAGCAGACGACCUCCCCCCCUAUUGAAAACAUGCAAUAUGGAAGCAUGUCCACCAAGGUGGGAGAUUGGGAACUGGAGCUCAUGCAGCUUGACGUGUGGAGUUGGAUUACAGACCAGAGAUGUGUUCUGCUCUCAUCUUCUGUCCCGGGAGACAAAUAAAACUGUUGUUUUGGGGGAUGAUGUCUGUAGACAGCCAAAACCUAUUUUGGUGCAGGCCUGCAACCGAUUUGACUGCCCACCCUCCUGGUACACUACAGAGUGGAAACCGUGCUCUCAGUCAUGUGGUGGAGGUAUUCAGGCCCGGGAGGUCCUCUGCAAACAAAGGCUUUCUGAUGGCAGCAUCUUGGAACUUCCUGAAACCUUAUGCUCAUCUACAAAACUCGCGACACAGGAAUUAUGCCACAAUGAAGACUGUCCACCAGAGUGGUCUCUAAAUGACUGGUCUCAGUGCUCAGUUUCAUGUGGAGAGGGGACACAAAUCCAAGGAGCUGUUUGUAGACAGAAGGUUAAAACUGGAGAAUAUAUUGUAGUGAAUUCGACUUUGUGUCCAGAUUCCAUUCCUCACCAGAUGACCCGGUCUUGCUCAUCAGCACCAUGCACAAGACCCUGGCUUGGCCAGAAGACAAACCCUCAAAUAUCUGGACUGAGAAAAAUCUACAUACAAACCAAAAAGCAGAAGAAGCUUCAAUUUGUUGUUGGCGGCUAUGCUUACCUCCUGCCAAAGACUUCUCUCGUACUUAGGUGUCCUGUGCGUAGGUUUCGUAAACCACAAAUUAUAUGGGAGAAAGAUGGAAAACACUUGAUCAGUUCAGAGCAUGUUACUGUGGCACCACAUGGAUAUGUUAAAAUUCAUCAUCUCAGGCCAUCAGACACUGGAGUCUACAUAUGCAUGGCUGGGCCUAGCCAAGAACAUUUUGUCAUCAAGCUUAUUGGAGAGAACAAUAAAAUCAUUUCUCAGGUUUCCAGACAUAGAGAAGAAGACACUGUUAAAAAACACAGAAAAAAUUAUUCUUUUAAUCGUCCAGAAAAGCAACAAAAUUCGAAUCCUUUAAACCGAAGCAAAACUGAAAAGCAGAUGCAGAUAACGGACCCUGGUAGCCGCUAUGAUAAUAUUGUUUCACGUCUUCUGGCACUUAAACCUUGGUCUGACCAUCACAUAGAUCCAUCUGACCCUCAGGAAUCUUUUGAAAGAAAUAUCUCUUCAGAGGAAGACCAUGGAUUGGAGCAUACUAUACCUAAUACUUUUGUUACUGAUGUUAAACAUGUAGAAGAUGUAAUACGGUUAUUGUCCCAGCAACCUGGUGAACUCCAUGACAACAGCAAACAUCUCUUUUUACAACUGGCUCAUGAGCUAGUUAAAAGCCGUCUAGAAAACCAUGGACCACCAGUUUUUAAGCCUGAGCCUAAACAGCUUGGUCCAGGAAAUUCAGAGCAUUCAUUGUAUAAACCUGUGUCUGGUUUUUCCAGCUCAUGGAGGUCAUCAUCAAUGGAAGCAGAAGUGUUUGAACCACAUGACAUUCUCCCAGGCCAGUCUCACAGAAAGCCAGUUAUUCUCCGAAAAAUAUCUGCAGCCCAACAUUUCUCUGCUUCUGAGGUUGUAACCCAUAUUGGACAAACUGUGGCACUGGCUAGUGGAACCCUCAGUGUGCUACUUCAUUGCGAAGCUGGAGGAAACCCUAAACCAGUUAUAAGCUGGGCCAAGAAUGGAGAAGAAGUGAAAUAUAGUAACAGGAUCCUCCUAAAAUCAGAUGAUACCCUGCAAAUACUAGAGCCAGUUGAAGCUGACGUUGGCUUUUACACCUGUAAUGCCACCAACUCUUUGGGCUCUGCUUCUGUGUCUAUUGCCAUUACUUUAGCAGGCAAACCGUUAAUAAAGACCUCCAGAAAUGUGCUUAUCAAUAUGGAUGCGCCUUCUAUCACCAUCGAUGUUGGCAGUGUGGUGAAAACUAUUCCAGGAACAAAUGUAACAAUCCAUUGCCAAGUAGCAGGUCUUCCAGAGGCUGAUGUGACUUGGUUUAGAAAUAAAAGCAGAUUACACCAUGUGCCCCACCACAGCGAUGCAUCAUUGUUCCUGGCAAAUAUAACAUAUACCGACCAGGGACUGUAUGCAUGCAAAGCAGCUAACAUACAUGGAGAGGUAUUAGAAUCAACCCAUCUUCAAGUCAUAGAGCCUGCUUUGGACCUGUUUGGAGUGGAGCGACUGUUAAUGCUUUUUGCUGAACUUGGACCCGGAUUACCUUCGGUGCUUACAUCCCUUGUUGGUAACAGCUUAAUGGUGAACAUGGGCGCAACAGCAUUGAUAGGAUGCCCUGUGAAAGGAGAAUAUGUGCCUAGCAUUUCUUGGUUUCAUGUAAAUCAGCUACUGAAUAAUGGAGCACGCCCAUCAUAUGAGAUUCUGGAAGGUGGACAGAUUCUAAGACUAACUAAUAUAAGUAACGAUCAUCUAGGACAAUACAGUUGUGUCGUAAACAAUACUUCUGAUUCACUUAUGCAACAAGCUAUUCUGUCAAUUCAAGCAACAUCAUCCGACUAUCAAUGGUCAGUGACUGGUCUGGUGCCAUGUACAGCAUCGUGUGGCAACAGAGGUAUUCAACAACCACAGCUGAAAUGUGUCCUCGACAAGCAAGAAGCUAAUACAUCUUACUGCCUGGAUAAGCCCAGACCAUCCCUAAAACCUAUUUCAUGUAACAGACGAGACUGCCCACCAAGGUGGAUGGUAACCUCCUGGUCAGCAUGCUCACAGAGCUGUGGAGGUGGAGUACAGACUCGCAGGGUGACUUGCCAAAAACUGACAGGAACUGGGAUCUCUUUACCAGUGUCAAAUGAUAUGUGCACCUUGUCUUCAAAACGUCCUGUUGAUAGUCAAAGCUGCAGUAGACAGCUGUGUGUAGAGUGGACCACAUCUUCAUGGGGGCAGUGUCAUGGACCAUGCCUAGGACCACGCACAGCUGUACAGCAUAGACAAGUGUACUGUCAGACCCGGGAAGGAACGAUCGUAUCUCCAGAACAAUGUCAAACUCUGCCAAGGCCUGGUAACACACAGAACUGCUGGGCAGACCUCUGCAGCGUACACUGGAGAGUUUCAUCGUGGACCCACUGCACAGCCACCUGUGGCAAUUAUGGUUUCCAGUCUAGACGUGUUGAGUGUGUUCAUCAUAAAACUGGCAGAACCGUACAAGAUCACAUGUGUUCCUGGAGACCACGACCCUCAAAUUGGCAGCGCUGUAACAUGGCACCUUGUGAGAACGUUGACUGCAGAGAUACGACACGGUACUGUGAAAAAGUGAAACAGCUAAAACUUUGUCAGCUUGCACAGUUCAAAUCUCGCUGCUGCGGGACUUGUAGGAAAGCCUGACGACUCAUUCAGAAGACCCGAUGACCCAUUUGAAAGCCUAACUUUGCUUUAGCUAAGCACAGAGAUGCGGAAAAGAAAAAAGCUGUUUCACAGGCUUGUGAUGAUCCUGUGAGCAUAUUUAUUUUUGUGUUGUCUGGCCAUGAAGAAGGACUUGACAAAGAUGUCCUCCAUUUCUGCUGGAAGACAAAAUACCGUGAAUAGCUGACUGGCAUGUUUCACGUGUGCUGCACUUGGGAAAGAAGUUUAUUUGUAAGCCAAGGACACAGAACACAAAUCCUUAUGGUUGUACCAUGGACAGUGAGGAUUGUGCAACCUAGAAAAGGGUAUUGAAGCAACAUAGGAACAAAGGGAUUUGCUGGGACACCAAAUUUCUGGGUAGAAAUAAGAUGGACAUUUUUGGAUGUAUAUGUAUUUUUCAUUUGUGUUAUGUUUCAAUCUACUUUAUUUUUUUUUACUGUGCUGUCUCUGCCAUACGCACUAUGGAACACAGAGCAUAGCACACUGAUGCACACUACAGAAUAAAAAAGCUGGGACCAAUCUUCUCCCUGGAUUCUACAAAGCCAAAUAUAAGACUAUGUUAUAUGAACAAUCACAAUUAGAAAAACAGCAUUGCUGACUUGUGAGCCUGUUUCUCGCACAGAUGUGAAUACUGCGCCUUAAUCUUCCUGAUGACAAGGGUUACGGGCAUGUUGUAUCUUGCAAUGACAUGUGAUGUUCUAAAACUUGUGAAAUUAUACUUCCCUAGUAGAUGUAAGGAAAUGGUGACUUCUGACGCAAUGCAUUUAACGGACAAAUGGUAGCCACCUCUGUCUUUACAGGCACUUUAUGAUAAUGUGUUGCUUGAAAGUAACAUAGCAAACAGAUUAUGUUCAAAUCCAAUGAAAGUUCUUUUUAGUGGGUCGAGCGAAUUUUAGGAAUACAUGGACAGGGUUCUCAAUAGAUAGCACUUUGUUACUUGUACAAUUUGAAGCCACUGGGCUAGCGUGGGCUUGUCCACUAUUUCUACACUGUGAGCUGUUGAGUUAAUGACCUGCAUACCAAUGGUAAAAGCAGAAUGCCAUUUCCUUGGCAAGUGAGCACUUACAUAAAUAAAAUGAUUAGGCCCCAGAAAAAGGCUGGUUACCUCAAUGUCGUAUUACCACAUACCAAGUCUCACAUACAAGCAAUAUUUAUUAAGAUGUUAAAACGAGCUUUGGUGAUGGGUCAUGCUAUGCAAAGAAAAGAAACACAGAGUGACUGAUCAGAUUUUAUUUUAUUGGAUUAAGAAUGUUAAAGGUUAAUUUCCUUUAGAUUUAUAUGGCUUACUGUAUGUAGUGCACUGCAGUAUUAAAUAAACCAAUACUGUAUAGGUUUUGCAGCUUUUAUGGUGGGAACUUUGAGAAAGUGAUGUUCUACUCUAAUAAGAAAUCUCCCAACGUCUGAACUUUCAGUAUAGUAACACAGAAUGGCCUCCCACUUUGUGACUCCCCUUAUAAUCCUUAGAAAGACCUUAAAGUACCCAUAAACAUGAAAUGACAGGUGCUGAGUCACAUAUUCAUGCGUUGACAGUGACCUGCAUAUGCUUACCAGCAUAUUGAUAUUAAACAAAAGAUACUCAUAUUGGCUGUGUUUUUCAGAAAUUUUCCACAAUCAAACAUUUUUAUUUUAUACAGCUAAUUCAGCCGAACAAGUGCCAAUUAACACACUGCAAAGUCCUCCAUUCUUCUUUGCCAACUAUUUUAAGCACUUAAAAUCCCCUUGCAAUUAGACCAAGAUUUUCCAGUGAUAAAUAUCUGGAACACAUACAACUGUUGAAGGCUACAGUAAGAAACAGCAAAAAAGCUGGCAUCCCCUCCAGUAGCUCAUUAAGAUGUAGUUAAAAAGUAUAACUAAUAAUAUAUUUUAUGGUGUUUAAAAAUAGAAAAAAAAAUGUAUUACUUGCAAGGUGCAAAUUUUCUGUGCUUAUAAGCAGCCAUAGGAAUACUUUUCAAAAUGCCAAAAACUAUUCAUUCUCUCAGCAAUGUUGUCUGUUUCCAUAUUGACAAAGACCAAUUAGCACGUGUUUUUUGGUUGUUCAACUGAAAUGUGGUACUCAGGGUAAAUGACAUAAAAUCAAACUAGCUUAUAGAGCUUGAUUUUAAUCCCUAGUUAAUCAUGUCUCACGAAGCAAUAUGGAUAUAAAGUUUGGAGGUCAGUAGCCUUGGCAUUGAGAUUGUCAAAGAGUUAUCUUCUGAGUCUCAUAGUGAAAUAAAUGGCAUGGCCCCACCCAAUAGGAGAUGCCAAUGGAACUUUCACCUAUACAUGAUAUGGGGGAUCAAAUGAAAAUGACCAUUUAGCUUAUGGGUGCUUAACCUGUGGCCAUCCAGCUGUUGUGGAAUUACAAGUCCCAUCGUGCCUCUGCCUUUGGGAGUCAUGCUUGUUUAACUGACAGACCUGCAAUGCCUCAUGGAGCUUGUAGUUCUGAAACAGCUGGAUGGCCACAGGUUGAGCACCCAUGAUUUUAGCCAUAGUAAAAUAAAUGGUACAACCUUACCUAAUAGGAGAUUCCAAUGGAACUUACACCUAUACAUGAUAUGGAGGAUCAAGUUAAAAUGACCAUUUAGCCCAUGGGUGCUUAACCUGUGGCCAUCCAGCUGUUGCUGAAUUUCAAGUACUAUCAUGCCCCUGCCUGUGAGAGUCAUGCUUGUUUAACUGACAGACUUGCAAUACCUCAUGGAACUUUUUGUUCCGGAACAGCUGGGGGGCCACUGGUUGAGCACCCAUGAUUUAGCAAUGUUCAUGUUUAUUCAACAAUAUAAGCUCUUAGAAGUUUUAGGCUCCUUUCACACCAGCGGACUGCUUGGGUCUGUUUUUGAGUCUGUUUUCUGUCUGUAUAUUAGGCGGACCCAAUCGGACCACCCAUUGCUCUCUCUGGAGCAACAGAUGACAGUCGGGUGGAAACGGACAGGCAGGACAUUUCCAUCUGACCGCUCCCAUAGAGAACAGUGGCAGAGGGGACACAGACCUGUCAUCCGCCUGCCCAGUGGGGAUCAGCGGAGAGAUACCCUGCUGAGCAGGCGAAUACGCUUGACGGAUUCCACUCUGUCUGAAAGGGGCCUUAGUAGGAUAUCUGUGUUUAUGAAACUGAAUGUUUUAUUUCCCCACUUAAUUAUGUGUAACUAAAGGUCCUAAUUCUAAUGUGAUGUAAUACCAAAUGAGUGUCUAGGGAUUGGUAGUUUUGCAGUAUUAAAUGAUCUGUUUGUCAAAAGCAGAGUGUUAUUGUUCUGUUCUUGACCUUGUGGUGAAAAAAAAAGCAGCCCCCCUCUAAGAUCUAAAGGUUACCACCAGUCCAGAGUGCUCAUAUAUAUGCUAUUUAGCAGCUUAAGGAGCAUUGGUCAAAACAGCUGUGGAAGAUGUUCACCAAGAAUUUUGUAAUAUAAAUACAUGAGGGUUAAGGGUUUCCAGGUCCUCCUAAGUAUAGCUGGGUCAAUCAUGUUUAUGGACCACAUUGGAGAACCAGCUGAAACUGUUUUCAUGCUUAAGCAAUGAAAAACUGGAAAAAAAAAGAGAAGCUAUUCCAGGGCUAUGAGCACCCUACAUAUUCCUGCUGCAAAGUAUCAAUUCCAUGGUCAAUAUUUCAGUACUGACCAGUUAGUAAAGGUAACAGUAGCAUUUUUUUUAACAUAGCGGUUUGUAACACUUCUUGCAGUGGCACAAUGAUGUCAUCAGUGCACUGUGUAACCGUACUGGGACCCUUCCACAUUUUAUAGGAUUUGGGACUGCUUCAUUGUCAGUCCUAGAAGAGCAUAAUUCAUCAAAAGCAUCUGCAUGUUUCCUGUGACCUCCCAAGCCUUCUCUCGAAGCCUCAGGCCCAAAGAGCAGUUGCAUCCUUACACAGUUACUCCACUACCUUAUGGACAGUAAAAGAAAAACAUUUAUUCACAAAUAUCAUAAAGGCUGCACCUGAAACCACUGAAUUGAUCUCCCUUUUUUUUUUUACACAUUUUCUAAGAAAAAUGCACCUGAUACAGCCACUUUGUGAAAAGAUGUUCUGUGUGCAAAGUGUGUUUUGCAAUGAUACAGCAUAUUGUUAUUGUUAUUAAUAAUAAUAUAAAAUGUCUAUGUAUGUAUAGCUUUUGUUUAUAUUUAUUAGGGUUUCUUGUACAAAAAAGGUGCAAUAUUAAUAAUUGUACAUUGUUUUUCAGAUAAAAAUUAUUUUUGGGACUUUUUA